Neurospora hispaniola is the source of this 420-nucleotide messenger RNA. Its product is annotated as thioredoxin-like protein. Gene Ontology annotation, cellular component: nucleus; cytoplasm. Gene Ontology annotation, molecular function: glutathione disulfide oxidoreductase activity. Bases 1 to 420 code for a protein of 139 amino acids. The transcript is spliced from 3 exons. Lineage: Eukaryota; Fungi; Ascomycota; Sordariomycetes; Sordariales; Sordariaceae. The record is from RefSeq and is a predicted model, not a curated record. Gene Ontology annotation, biological process: cellular response to oxidative stress.
AUGUCCUUCAUCUUCCGCCGCUUCUUCUCCAGCACAACAUCAACCAUGUCCGACGCCGCUACUCAGAAGGCUAAGCAGCUGAUCAACGACAACGCUGUCGUUGUUUUCAGCAAGUCCUACUGCCCCUACUGCUCCAACACCAAGCAAAUCCUCGACGGCCUCAAUGCCAAGUACGCUACCUACGAGCUCAACCAGGAAAGCGAUGGCUCCGAUGUCCAGGACGCUCUUCUCAAGUUGACCGGCCAGCGCACUGUCCCGAACAUCUUCAUUGGCAAGCAGCACAUUGGCGGCAACUCCGAUCUCGAGGCUGUUGUCAAGAACGGCAAGAACGGCAAGAAGAUCCAAGAGCUCCUCCAAGAGGCGGGCGCUCUGGAGAACCGUCGGCAAAGGGAAAAAGCGCUCGAGAGGCUCAAAUGGUAG